This is a messenger RNA of Taeniopygia guttata (zebra finch), 4127 nucleotides long. Lineage: Eukaryota; Metazoa; Chordata; Aves; Passeriformes; Estrildidae. The record is from RefSeq and is a predicted model, not a curated record.
CUUAAAAUAAUAUCACAUUUGCAUUUUUGACCAGUAGUCAUGAAGUUUGAAUUAAUUUAAAGGCCCAAUAAGUAGAAAAUAAUGACGAACUUAUAAGAACUCUCCAGCUACGGAAAGAAUGUAUCGGAAACACAUAUAUUGAAAUUAACAAAAAAAAAAUACCCCCCCCCAAAAAAAAAAAAAACCAACAAAAACUAAAAAUGGCCAUUUCCAAAAGAAAUCCAUCAUUACAGUUUUUUGUUGUUUUUUUUUUUUCCCCCCAGAAAUGAACUUCUGACAAUGGGGGACUGGAACUUGUUGGGCAGCAUCCUUGAAGAAGUGCACAUCCACUCCACCAUAGUUGGCAAAAUCUGGCUCACAAUCCUCUUCAUAUUCCGGAUGCUGGUGCUGGGAGUGGCUGCUGAAGAUGUCUGGGAUGAUGAGCAGUCCGAGUUCAUCUGCAACACGGAGCAACCUGGCUGCAACAAUAUCUGUUACGACAAAGCCUUCCCCAUUUCUUUGAUCAGAUACUGGGUACUUCAGAUCAUAUUUGUCUCCUCCCCAUCUUUGGUGUACAUGGGCCACGCGCUCUACAGGUUAAGGGCGCUGGAGAAAGAGCGACAGAACAGGAAAGCCCACCUGCGGGCUCAGCUCGAGGGCCUGGAGCCCAUGCUCGAGGAACACAAGAGAGUGGAGAGAGAACUGCGUAAGCUGGAGGAACAGAAGAAAGUGAAUAAGGCACCCUUGAGAGGGUCCCUGCUGCGCACCUAUGUCCUACAUAUCCUCACCCGGUCGGUGGUCGAAGUGGGCUUUAUGAUAGGUCAGUAUCUUUUAUAUGGGCUUCACAUGUCUCCCCUUUACAAAUGCACUCGGCCCCCUUGCCCUAACACGGUGGAUUGUUUUGUGUCCCGACCCACAGAGAAGACCAUCUUUAUGGUUUUCAUGAACAGCAUCGCCGCCGUCUCCCUCUUCCUCAAUAUCCUCGAAAUCGCCCACCUGGGCAUCAAGAAGAUCCGGAAGAGCCUGUGCGGGCAGCCGCUGUGGCCGCCGGGCCCGUCCGAGGAGGAUCCCAGCGCGUACAACUCCAAGAAGAGCUCGGUGGUGCCGCCGCCGCCCUGCCUGGCCAGCAACGCGUCCCCGCCGCGCCCCCACCGCGGGCAGCUCCGGGCCACGCCGCCGCCGCGCCGCCGGCACCACGGACAGCACCCGCCGCCCUCCUCCAGCAGCGAGGAGGCGCCGCGGGCCGCGCCGGGGGGCGGCGGGGCGGGGGCGGCCGCCGCGGCCCGCCGGGCGCCCCGCCGGCACAGCCGAGUGAGCGCCUGCCGCGAUCUGGGUGAGGAGCGCGGCGACUCCCCGGACAGCGGGCACUGCCCCGGCACCCGCAAGUCCAGCUUCCUCUCCCGCGUCCUCACCGGCAGCCGGGCGGGCAGCGACAGCGAGAGCACCGCCUCCCGCGGCGGCCCCGGCCCCGGCCCCAGCCCCGGCCCCGGCUCCGGCUCCGGCUCCGGCUCGGAGGGGAAGCGCCGCUCGGAGGGCGCGCCCAGCCCGCCGCCCGCCGCCUCGGGACGCCGCGUGUCCAUGAGUAUGCUCCUAGAACUGUCAUCCAUCAUGAAAAAGUAGGAAAUUCUAAGGAGAAGAAAUAAACUAAGGGACUGAGAACAAACUGCCUUCUGCAGAGAGAGAUGAGAAGAAGAUUUUCUGUCAUUAUGUUCCCCUCUCCCACUGCUAUAAUGCUAAAUUGAUAAUACAGUUUAAAAAAGCAAACACUUUAUUCCUCCAUUUCAUGCCAAUCCCAGCUGUGCUGUACUCUGACUGCUGGUGUUACUGGGUAGCCUGCUCCACAACUCAAGAUUUCUCUAAUGUAGACUGAGCUGGAUCUUGUUAGUGUGUGCUACCACUGCAGAAACAGCCUUGUGUCUUUGGGGAGCAUUUUGGGAUGUACAACUUGUUGUGCAUGCUAGUGGUGUGUUCAUAUCAGAAACCAGCCUGAUCCGCAGAACUUCAAGGUAGCUUAAGACCCAAGGCACUGACAAGAAAAGAAUAGUUUGAUUUGAAAGUAACCUGGAAGGCUACGUGGCCUCUAUCUCUCUAGACUUCAGCAGCUGAUGAAUAAAAAGACAGAGGAAACACUCAUGGAAUCUGAAGGGACAGAAAAUUAAAGAGAGAAAAAAACAGCUGAAGAAUAUCUGCGGCUUUUCUGCCUGUGCUAAUGCAAUCCUCAAACUCUGAUAGAGCCCUUCCAUGCUAAUGUAGCCUCCUCAUAGCUAAUGCUUUUGGAUUCAAAAUUGAAGCUAAGUGAUAUCAGACAAUUUACUUUAAGUGCAAAACAUCUAUACUUUCCAGUUUGCUAUUUGAGAAGAUCACAUUGUGGUUGCAAAAAUCUUAUUUGCUUCACAGUCUCAUUAAUUCAUACUGAGGAACCAAAAGACCAGCAAAGACAAAAAGAGCUCAUUUCAUUUUGCUAGUAGAGCCUAGCUCAGAGGGUUGGCUUUCUGGGUUGUAUGCAGCCCAAGGAAGCAGCCCAAGAAAGCAGCUCUUACACUGGUGUACCUGGAAAAUAAACACCUUCUUCUGACUGUCCCUGAUCCUGUUUCUAUCCCCCCAUACUUAGAGCUGCUUUCAUUUGUCAAGCUUAUCAAAGUUCACAUUUGUUAUCAUCUCAUUAGGGAAUGAUGCUCGGAACAAGUUUGUUUGCUAUGCAGCUUUCCCUACGCAUAAAAAUCCUCCAUGACUUGACAACUCUAAGGCAAGGCUAGCAGAAAGCAGGACUGCAGGAAAAUAACUCAAACAUAAAUAUUGUAGUGUUUUGGUUUUUUUUCAAGAGCACAUGGUUUACAUUAAUAUUCUGCCUCACUAGAAACUCAUUGUCAAUUUGCCUGUGCAUUUAUUCAGUAUUUUAAGGCAAAAAAACCCAAACAAACCAAAACAAAAAAAACCAAACCAAAACAAAACAAAAAAAACCAAACAAAAAACUUGAAAUGGUGGCCAUUAAACGCCAGCAACAACUGAGGGAUGGAGAAACAUCUGUGCUAAUGUACUCUGCCUACUGCCAGGCUGCAUAGACAUGGUGGACACAUCUUCUGACAGCUUUGAUGGGGUGAGAAGCCUUCAUACAUGCUCAACAGGAAGACACUAAGGUUGGUGGCCAAGGGAACAUGAUUGAUGGUCUUCUGUCUGGUGAUGAAAAAGCCUGGGCCCCCCCCUCUAGCAGCCUGACCUCCUCCCCAUGCCACAGAGCGUCAUCCCAGCAAGUGUGUGGGACAGGGCAGGACAAUUCAAUUGGUCAUGCUAUUCCCCCCUCCCGGUGUCUCCUCCUGCCAAGUUGCUGAGCAGGCUCCCAGCUUGCAUCCGACACAAGGAGAGAGGUGGUUGAUGUGGGACUCCCACAGCACAAACACCUCCCUGCUGGACCCCAUGUCCUGCUUGUGGUAAAUAGCAUCUAAAGCUGUUGUAAUUUCUCUGUUCUUUUCUUGCUUUCCUGCUAAUGGUCCAUGGCACAAGUUUCCUCUUUCAGGAAGGAAUACUACAGAGAUUUUUUAGCUAUGUUUUGUUUCUACACAAACUUCUCAGUUUCACUCAGGUUUUCCUUAAAGGGGGAACAAACCUCAGCCUCUUCCCCUGCCUUCCAACAAGUACACUGAUGCUUUACAAGACCAAAACAAAGACUGAGCAGAAUUGCCUUAAGUCAUGCACGAGGGGAACAAGUAUAGAUACAGCUUAUUUGAUCUUCCAAAAAAACUUAUGUUUGCAGCAGAACACUCUGGGCUGUUCCUGCAGAUCAAAGGUAACUGGAUCCCUGGAUCAAAGACUGCUGGUGAAUUAGCAGUGGGACCACGUGAGUAGAAGUCUCUUCAUCUGUUCAGAGAUUCACCUGGCAGUGAAUCUCCAACUGCUUCCAACCCAACCUCCUGCAUCUCACCCACAACCCGUGCACUAACCGAGCCCUGCAACAUUGAUUUCAGAGUCAUGAUGAGACGAUUUACAAUACAUAAUGAUAUGUCUUUAUUUCAUCAACAGAAAUGGUGUCUAGACAAAAUUCAGUUAACACUAGCAAUUCAAAUGAAUGAAAAGGGUUGGGUGGUUUUUUUUCAUUUUUGUUUUUUUGCACAAUACUGUAUUUACAAUGAGUAAAUGACAUUUUAAAUUCA